This is a messenger RNA of Anopheles arabiensis, 2136 nucleotides long. RefSeq lists its product as uncharacterized. Gene Ontology annotation, molecular function: zinc ion binding; nucleic acid binding. Lineage: Eukaryota; Metazoa; Arthropoda; Insecta; Diptera; Culicidae. The transcript is spliced from 2 exons. The coding region runs from base 51 to 1109 and encodes 352 amino acids. The record is from RefSeq and is a predicted model, not a curated record.
CGGCAACUAUUCAACAUCUUCGCAACUUGUACCAACAAUGUGAACCGGGGAUGAAAACUGAGGAACGAUCGUCAAACAGCUCCAGUUCCCAGAACCCACGUAUUGAUGACGCCGUAGUGACGAACAAUAGAAAACACGAGGAACCAGCCGCCAUUUCGGUGAAAGAGAAAAUCGUUCCUCCCAAAGAUGGCAGCUUGGCUGAAAACGAUUCUCAUCGAUGGGAACUAUUUGCACUACGCGAGAAAAUCAAGGAAAUGGAACAGCGACAAGUGAAAGUGGAAAGCGGCAGAUUGGUACACCCUGACGAGCUUAAACAUCUGAUACCAGAAUUUUCGGAUGGUCUCGGUAUCAACCGAUGGAUUGACACAAUCCGCUAUAAUAGCGAACUGUACGAGUGGCAAGAUCGAACGACGCUUUUGUAUGCAGGUAGCCGCUUAACCGGCGCGGCCAAUGAGUGGUAUAAUGGAUUUCGUCAUACGAUUAAAACUUUCGACGAAUUUGCUGUUGAAAUUAAAAAGGCGUUUCCCGAUCGCUGCAAUGACGCUGUGAUUCACAGCCAACUAGCCGCAGCUUACAAAAAGUCCGCCGAAUCAUAUACAAGUUACGUGUAUCGGGUUAACGCGUUGGGGAAGUCAGGCAAUGUGAGUGACGAUGCUAUUAUCACUUACGCCAUUAGAGGACUAUCCCGUGAUCCUCUCUACGAUAGUCUCGUCACAAAGGACUACAGCAACAUAUAUGAUCUGAUCGACAACAUUAAGCGCUGUGAAACACAUUUAUUGAUGCGCAAAAAUAUAGAACGCCGCAUUCCUUCUGCCCACUACUCAAAUGUUCCGAGAUUAGUGGCCCCGAGACAGGCGCCAACAGAAACACCUCGUUGUUACAACUGCUCAGAUUUUGGACACCAUUCAUCACAAUGUACUAAACCUCGUCGAGCCUUGGGUUCCUGCUUCCGAUGCGGCAGUACAUCUCACGUCAUCCGUAACUGUCCCGACGUAGUUAGACGACAACCAACAGCAGCCGCAGUUCAGAGCAACGAAAAUGAGACACCGAAUGUAGAUGACGCGAAUAAUGGAAACGUUCUGCAGCUCGAUGCCUAUCAGGAGUGCUAAAAGCUUCGUCAAUGAAGAUAUAAUUCCAAAAACAAAACUACAUACUCCCAUACCGAGCGGAUUUCGUGGAAUAGGGAAUAGUAACCUUCAAACACUUGGAAACAUUGAAUUACAAAUACGCUUUCGUAAUGAAAUCCGUACUCAUACUUUCAUUAUUUUGCCUAAAAAUUACAUGUCGUUGUCUAUGAUAGUUGGGAGAGAUCUAUUAUCUGAAUUCAAAAUCAUUCUUGCGCAGUUACGUAAAAUUUAUAACAAAGCCUAUAUUAUGAACUUAAAUAAAGAUAUAAAGAAUACAAAACCGGAUGUUGUCCAGAGGCUUCAAACUUUGGGUCUGUUGCAUAGUUCAAUACAGGGCUCCUCGUUGGAGGUGGGUCCAGAUUCCGUUUUGUCCGAUUCCAAAAUUUCUGAAAAUUCCAUAUUAGCGUUAGACCAAUCUGAGCAUGAGAAAUCAAUUACCAACGUUUUUCUUGAAAUGUGUUCGAUAGAUAUGAGCGAUGAAACGAUGAGCGCGAUAAAAAUAGGUAAACAUUUAUCUAAAGAACAAAGCAUUGUCAUUAAUUCAAUCGUGGUUAACAAUUACCUAAACUUUCCAGAAGAACAAAUCCUACCAGUGACUCAUAAAAUGCGGAUUAGUUUGACACAUGAUGUUCCCGUUUUUACAAAACCAAGACGACUCUCAUUUGCCGAGAGGGAUAAAGUAAAAGAAAUAGUAAAGGACCUUUUGAAAAAAAUAUAAUACGACCUAGCAAUUCACCUUACGCCUCGGCACUGGUACUGGUAAGAAAGAAAAACGGAGAGAUUCGUAAGUGUGUCGACUAUCGACCGCUAAAUAAAAUUACCAUUCGCGAUAACUAUCCACUCCCUUUAAUAGAAACAUGCCUCGAGCAUUUAGGAAACAAAAAAUAUUUUACGCUACUCGACCUUAAGAGUGGCUUUCAUCAAGUGCAAAUGCACGAAGAAUCAAUUCAGUACACGGCUUUCGUCACCCCUGACGGCCAAUACGAAUAUACUCGUAUGCCAUUUGGCC